Molecule: messenger RNA, 270 nt
Organism: Aspergillus sclerotioniger CBS 115572
Lineage: Eukaryota; Fungi; Ascomycota; Eurotiomycetes; Eurotiales; Aspergillaceae
Exons: 2
Coding region: 1-270 (89 amino acids)
Source: RefSeq, a predicted model, not a curated record
AUGCAGCUUGACCAGUUCUUGAAUCCUUUAGAAGAGCAGUACACUGCAGUUGAAGAUGAGGUUGAAGAGGAUGAUGAAAUGAUAGAGCCUCUACCAUUUAUAUCAUCUACUAGGGCCCUGCAGGCAUUAUAUGACCUCCGCUUGUACGAAGAACAACAAAAUGAUGCUAAUCAAGCAUCUCUACACUCGCUAGCAUGCCAGGAACGUGAUAUUCUUCGAAGAAAGGUGUUAAACACGCAGCAAAGUGAUAUUCGUGGCUACUUUAGGUAG